AUGUUCUGUUAUCUUUGCGAAGUUGUAUGUAAGACUGGCACUGUGCAACUGGCACUCGUCAGUCCGAUAAAUUCAAGUUUCAAUUUGCUGACUAAAAAGUCUCAAGUUUCAUCGCCACCUCCAACUUAUUUAAAGAAUAAAAGUAUUUCCCAAUUGAAUAAAAUGUUGCGGAUUCGGUACGUGAUGCCGGCGGCGCACCUGACGCUGCGAGAAGAGGACGUGGUGCGACUGACCCUCGAGUUUCUUCACAGCCGUGACCUUCACAUCACUCAGCUCUCACUAGAACGGGAGACUGGCGUGAUAAAUGGUCAGUACAGCGAUGACGUUCUCUUCCUACGUCAGCUGAUUCUGGACGGACAAUGGGACGACGUGCUGGAAUUCAUCCAGCCGUUGGAGGCGCUUCCAGAUUUCGACAUGAAGAAGUUCACCUACUCGAUCCUGCGUCACAAGUACGUCGAGCUGCUCUGCAUAAAGUCCGAGGCGAACAUCAUCGCCGGUGCCAAUGGGAGCGUUGACAAUGCCGUCGAGGAGGUCGUUAAAGUCCUCAGCGACCUGGAGAAAGUAGCGCCUUCCAAAGAAGAGUACAGCAGCCUUUGCCUGCUGCUCACGCUCCCGCGGUUAACAGAUCACUUGCAGUACAAAGAUUGGAAUCCGAGCAAUGCUAGAGUUCAGUGCUUCAGGGAAGUCCACUUGUUGGUUGAAAAAUUCUUACCUGGUGAUCGCAAGUCUGAUCCAAGUCAUCCCGUUGCUUCGGCUAAAAAUGACCGGCUUAUUCAAUUAAUCAUCAAGGGCAUUCUUUAUGAGUCGUGUGUUAAUUAUUGUCAAGCUAAGGCUACUGGAUCUAAGGAGAGUGAACAGGUUGAGAUGAGUUUCUCGCGAUUGCUAGACGGGUCAGUAGGGUUCAGCGAUUCGGAUUUAAGUUUGCUAUCUUGGCUCCAAAGUAUUCCGCCAGAAACGUUUGCGGUUCCGUUUGCCCAGAGGACAUUGAACGUGGACGUAGAAAGACUGGAGAGACCAUCCUUGGAGACCUCGUGGACUGAGCACAUGCUGAUAACGCCAAUAAAGCCAAAGACCUUCCCACACAGCGCGAUGCCAUUUACCAGGCCGCGUUCUGCUGCUGAUAUGAUGUCAAGAAGUCUUGUACCAGCUCUAGAAGCCGGUUUGGGACCUCGCAGCCCAGGGCCUAAAAAUACAACUCUGCCGUCAGCAGCACUAAUGGCGUUGUCAACCGGUGACAUAAAUCCUAUGUCUCGAUCAUCCUUCGCUAGUUUUCACUUAACCGGGUUCAAAAAUAACAAAAUAAUGAACACCAGCGUCGACAGGCUUUUUGAAAACGAAGGUGACGUCUUUCUCAGCUCGAGUUACGCCGAGUUCCAGCAGCAGCUACCGUCAAUCCAGGAAACCAUCGCUAAUGCGCAGGCGAACACAGCUGCGAGAGCACGACACAAAACAAAUCCCUCGUCAGCAUCUACUCCAGAAAGACGUCUACCAGGUCGUGAAUCACCCGCAUUGUCUACCGCAAGAAGCUCACGACGCGAUUCUUUGGCUGACAAACCAACUGGCGUUGCUGCUAAAAUACCAGAGCCUACUGUGAUACCCGCACGCGGUGUUAUUGCCGGUGAUAAUCUUGAUCAAAGCUACAAUGGUGAUUUAUUUAAAGAGUAUCAAAAACAAAAACAGAAGUUACAAGAAACAAUUCAACAAAAGGAACGUGAGCGUGAUGAACUUGUUAGACAAUUAUCUGCUCCUAUUUCUGCUCAGUUGGUUGACAAUAGACUUCAAAAUGAAACGUAAGUAUUUUUAUUAUUUAUUAAUCUAUUUACUUCUUAAGAAAUCCGAUUGCUGACUCCAAUUAAAAAAGGAUAAAUUUUAUUAAAUGAUGAAAUUUUUAAAGUUAAUUAAUUA
Cotesia congregata is the source of this 1905-nucleotide messenger RNA. The record is from the annotation of a GenBank genome assembly. NCBI's taxonomy places the organism in Eukaryota, Metazoa, Arthropoda, Insecta, Hymenoptera, Braconidae.